Aplosporella prunicola CBS 121167 is the source of this 1042-nucleotide messenger RNA. RefSeq lists its product as uncharacterized. The transcript is spliced from 2 exons. The annotation marks the transcript as partial. NCBI's taxonomy places the organism in Eukaryota, Fungi, Ascomycota, Dothideomycetes, Botryosphaeriales, Aplosporellaceae. The record is from RefSeq and is a predicted model, not a curated record. Gene Ontology annotation, molecular function: protein binding.
GGUCAGGACGUAUAAGGGCCUAAGCAGGUGGCAAUCAUCCCCUGACGUCCAGGAUGAGAUUGAAACUGCGCUUACAGAGAAAGCGAACGGAAUGUUUCGAUGGGUUACAUGUCAACUUGAGAGCCUUGAGAAAUGUCUCGAUUAUCGUACUCUACAAAGUGCACUGGGAUCUUUACCGAAGACACUAGACGAAACCUAUGCUCGAAUUCUAUCUAGCAUCCCCUCCGAGUACGAGCAUUAUACUCGACGGAUCUUGCAGUUUCUAACUUUCUCCGAACGGCCUCUGCGGAUUGAGGAAGCUGUUGAUGCCAUCGCAGUAGAUAUCAAAGGCGGCAAAGGUUUCGACCCGAAGAAUCGAAUGCUAAUACCAAGGGAGAUCUCGCGAUACUGCUCUACUUUAGUAGUAGUCGUGGCCAGGAAGAGCCUCAAGGAUGAUAUGGAAGCUAUAACCGAGCUGCAGCUCGCGCACUUCUCAGUCAAAGAAUACUUGACCUCAAACAGGUUAGACCAAAGUGUGGCCAAAGAUCUCGAGGAGACUGCUGCAAGAGCCUCUAUCGGAAUAGUCUGCCUUACGUACUUGCUAGAGCUCAACCAAACUUUGACAAUACGAGAAAUUCGAAAGUCGUUUGGACUAGCACAAUUUUCGGCAAGAUACUGGAUGGAACAUGCUGCGGUUACCGAAAGGCAUAACCUAGAGCUACAGAAGCUCACGUUUAAUUUUUUCUCGUCCCAGGCUCCUUUUUCAUAUGGCUAUCGGCUGUAUAACCCAGACAACCCGUGGAAAGAAGAACCGGAAGACGACGAGUAUCACCUAGCACCCGCUCUAUAUUACGCAUCCCUUAGUGGUCUGGUUCGCUCGGUAGAGUAUUUACUCGACAAGGGUGCCGACGUCAACGCGCAGGGCGGCAAGUACUAUAAUGCUCUCCAGGCUGUUUCUUACGAGGGCCACGAGAAGAUCGUUCAGAUGCUGCUCGAUAAGGGUGCCGACGUCAACGCGCAGGGCGGCUACUACGGCAAUGCUCUCCAGGCUGCUUCUUCUAAG